This is a messenger RNA of Exophiala viscosa, 1119 nucleotides long. RefSeq names its product amidohydrolase. The transcript is spliced from 2 exons. Lineage: Eukaryota; Fungi; Ascomycota; Eurotiomycetes; Chaetothyriales; Herpotrichiellaceae. The record is from RefSeq and is a predicted model, not a curated record. Gene Ontology annotation, molecular function: hydrolase activity, acting on carbon-nitrogen (but not peptide) bonds. The coding region runs from base 1 to 1119 and encodes 372 amino acids.
AUGGCAUGCCGUGAUUCCCAACCGCAAAAGGUAGCUAUCAACAAUGUCAGGGUAUUUGAUGGAAAGAGCGUUGGUACGCCCACGACCAUUCAUAUCGAUAAUGGCCUGAUAUCUGAGGCCACGGAUGGUGCCGAUGUAUUCGAUGGUGAAAAUGGCAUACUGAUGCCUGGUUUCAUCGAUGCUCAUAUUCACCUCUGUACAGAAGCCGAGCAGCGAGACAUGGCUCGAUACGGUGUCACAACAGCACUGGACAUGGCUACAUGGUCACAAUCAACCAUUGACAGUCUUCGUGGUCUCACGGGCGUUACCGACUUCAAAACAGCAGGAAAAGCUGCAACCUCACUAGGCAGCAUCCAUAGCGCCAUACUUCCAGUCCCUGCCGAGUACCGUCUGGCUGAGAAUGUCGACUAUAUCAAGAUCGUCGCGGACAUACCGGGUCCCGACCAGGCUGUUAUGGACGCGGUUGUUAUCGAAGCACAUAAGAUGGGCAAAUUAGUAGUCGCGCAUGCCGCUGACUACCAUCCUUUCAAGAUGGCUCAGGAUGCUGGAGUCGACAUUGUCACUCACUGCCCAUGUGAUCAAGCACUCAACGACGAAGAUUGCGCUCGCAUGGUGGAAGACGGUCGCAUAUGCGUUCCAACUCUAACCAUGAUGGAGGCCACUACUGGUGCAUCGGCCUUGCCAGCUCUUCUGAAGAUGUUCUCGCGCCCCUGGGUAAUCUUGGACAUUGUAAAGGCUAAACGCAACGCUCCUCGAACCGGCAAACGGGAAUACAAAAAUGCUCGAGAGUCGGUGGUGGCCCUGCACCGGAAUGGUGUGACCAUCAUCGCUGGGACCGACGCCCACAAGGAGGAUUCUUCCCCUUUCACCGUGAAACAUGGUGAUUCACUGCACCACGAGUUCGAACUACUUGUUGACGCGGGCUUGUCGACUGUAGAAGUGCUGCAAGCUGCAAGCUUGCUUCCAGCGAAACACUUUGGUCUUACCGACAGGGGCACCAUUGAGAUCGGCAAACGCGCGGACCUCGUCCUGCUUGACGCAGACCCAAUCGAGGACAUCAGACACACUCGGUCAAUCAAGAAGGUCUGGUGUGCUGGUGUGGAGGUGGAUAUGACUUGA